Molecule: messenger RNA, 1201 nt
Organism: Linum tenue
Lineage: Eukaryota; Viridiplantae; Streptophyta; Magnoliopsida; Malpighiales; Linaceae
Source: the annotation of a GenBank genome assembly
AUGGGAACCCCUUUCUUAAACCAGAUGAAGAAGCAAGCAUGUUCUUUCCUUCAAGACAAGUACAAAACUGCAAGGCUGGCUCUAACCGACGUUACCCCGAUAGAAUUGCUGGAUACGGUAGAUUGGAAGCAAUGGAGGCAAUCCUACAAGACGUUGGUCCUUCUCGAGUUCCUAAUGACCCAUGGUCCUGAGGAACUCGCCGAAGAAUUCCACAACGACAUCGACAUCAUUGAAGACCUUGGCACAUUCCAAUUCAUUGACGACAAAGGGUUCGACUGGGGAGCCAAAAUGCACAAGAGAUCCGCCAGCAUCCUCGCCCUGCUCCGUGGCGGCGGGACCGCCCUGAGAGAAGCACGCCUCAAAGCCCUCAAGAUCUCCAAGGAAAUCCAAGGCUUCGGCAGCUCCACUCCUUCUUCCGCCGCCGCCUCUCCGACGUCUUCCGCGGCCACGCCGUCCUCCGCGGUCUCCAACGCCUCCUUCACCACCGCGGGCUCCACCUUCGAGGACAUCUGCCGCCUCGAGAACCUCGCCCUCACCACCAACGAUCUAGACGACGACGCCGCAGCGGUCGAAUUACCCGAUGACAACGUUAACAAUAAAAACAUCAACAAUGAAAGUCGUGAAGAUACUCAUAAUGGUAAUGAUCAUCCGGUGAUCAAGAAGACUCUGCGAUUGCGGAGCCACCGCUGGGAUUGCUGCGGCGACACAGUUCAGGAAAAGGGCUCCCUUUUGGACGUCGGUGGUGAUCACGACGAUCGGAAGCCGUCCGAUCAGCAAGGGCUUGUUGGCGGAUUUUGCGACAAGAUGAUGAUGAUGACCACUUCUCCCAAGAAGAACAAGGAGUACUACGGCGAGAAGAAUAAUGGUAAUUACCAUAACAACGGCAACGGGUUCAGGAGCUUUUCGGAUGUAGGCAAGUUCUUGAAGAGAAGAUACGAACGCCAAUUCUCUAUGGGGUAUUGAUGAAUUGAUUGCUACAUGCAUUCUUAACCCAGAUGAUGAUAAGGAUGGGAAAGAAAUUGAACAUUUUCAGUGUGCAAGGGUUAUAUUAUGAUCAGCCAGUAGAAAGAAGUACUCUUAGAUCAGCUGAUUUUAUGCUAUGGUGUGUAAAAUUUGUGCGAGUAGGAUAUAUAUUUACAUAUAUGACUGCCAAAACUGUUACAUACUUAAACUGGUUAGUCAAACUAGGAUGUAUUUAUAA